AUGAAUCCUCAUCGAUUUUCGUGUAGUGUUUGCAAUAUAUGGUGUGACACUGAGAAUGUCCUACGAGCUCACGAAACGGGGAGAAAACAUCGCUCUAAAUGUCUUGCUUUAGAUAGUUUAAACAUAGUGGAUCAUAUUAAUUAUCCCCUAAAAGUUUCCUUACCAACACUAGUUACUCCUGACUCGGGCUCACCAAAAGAUUCAUUCUUAGAUACCACCUCUUAUUCUACAGGGCCAAUGAGAAAUCCAAUCUGUGAUCAAGAAUCCUCUUCAUAUGUAGGUUUCAUUGAUUCUAGUUCAAAUUGGACAAAGUCAAACCAGUUAUCUUCAGCUUCCGAAAUUUCCUUUACCUGCAACUUAUGUGGUAUACAUAUGAAUUCUUCAGAUCAAUAUACUUCUCACCUUCGUGGUCGCAAACAUCAAAGUAAAAUAAACCUUAAUUCAGUUUCUAGUCUGUCUUCAAGCGAUACAGCAAUGUCACCAUCAAGUGACGAAAGCUCAACUUCUGUUUUUUAUCAGUGCAAUAUUUGUCAAUUUGUAAUAUUCAGUUCAAUGAAACUGAAACAUUUGGAGUCAGAAGAGCAUCAACUGAAUGUUCGCAAGUUAAGAGAAAAAUCGGUAUCAUCAAGUCCACGUGUAGACAACUCUCACCUACGUAAAUUUAAACGAUCUUGUCGAGAGGUCUUAGUACCCGUAUAUGGAUCAAUUAAGUUCACAUCUGCUGAGGCUAAGCUUUUGGAGAAUUCAGCGAAAGGAGAUCAAGAUUGUGUUUUGUUGUUGGAUUCAUUUGACGGUCGAGAUCGUAUUGCGAUACAUCUGGCAAAUGCAUUACUGAUAGCUAAUAAAAAUCUGUCAACUAUCGACUCGUCAAGUCCUUCUGCUCCUACCUGGGUAGUAUGGGUUCUACCUAAAACAGAAAGUUCCUCAGCUAACUCGAUUUCUGUAUUCAGAUCUCAAUCAGAUAAUGAUAAUAAUACAUCUCAACGUCCUUUAAAAAUUGCUUACUUACCUUGUGAUGUAAAGAAAUUAACACAAGUUGAUUUGAUACUUACAACCUCUGAUUUGUUUGUUGAGCACUUAUCAAUUCUACUAAUGAAACAAGCAUUUAUUUGUGGCAUAAUUAUUCAUGAUGUCGAUGUAGCGUUAAAAAAUGAAGAGUUUUGCAAGCUUCUUUAUCGUUAUCGUCAAGAUUACACAAACCAACAUAAUCGAGGCCGAAUCAUAUGUUUUGGUCGAAUGAAAGUAGAGGAAGACAGCAUUUUUUCGUCGUUCACACAGUACGGUUAA
Messenger RNA from Schistosoma mattheei, 1287 nucleotides. The record is from the annotation of a GenBank genome assembly. NCBI's taxonomy places the organism in Eukaryota, Metazoa, Platyhelminthes, Trematoda, Strigeidida, Schistosomatidae.